AUGACUCGCCCCAGGCUCCUCAUCCUCUUCCUGAUCCUCUUUGCCGCACGGACGAGCCUCUCGCUCAAGUUGUACAAGGCUGAGUCCAUCUUUGGCUGCGUCGACACGGCUCUGUCCGAGGCUCGGAAAGGUCUCCCGGGCGAGAACUCCAUCCUGGGCAAGAGGAGCUUCAAGUAUCCACGGGUGGCCGAAGAAGACCUCUCCUUGGAGGACACCCAAGAGGAAGCCGAGGAGGACAAGGACAAAAGGACGUUCCCGGCCGUCACCCGCUACCGAUACCUUGCCCAGGCGCAAGGGAAAGGCAAGGUGUACCAAGGUGUACCGGCGAAGGGCGACCGGCGCUCGAAGGUCACCCUCUCGCUCGACGUCCCCACCAACAUCAUGAACAUCCUCUUUAGCAUCGCCAAGGCCAAGAACAUGAGGGCCAAGGCGGAGGCCAACGCUCAACUGAUGGCGCAGAUCGGCCGGCGAAAGUGA
Podarcis lilfordi (Lilford's wall lizard) is the source of this 477-nucleotide messenger RNA. The record is from the annotation of a GenBank genome assembly. Lineage: Eukaryota; Metazoa; Chordata; Lepidosauria; Squamata; Lacertidae.